AUGGAUGUAUUACAUUAUUCGUUUAGUUUGAGUGCCUGUCCGAAAUGUCAUUUAUUAGUUUGUAAACACACAAGUCUUGCUAAUCUGGAUUUUAGUUCGAUUGAACCACCAUUAUCAUCAUUUGAACACGAAGAAGAUGGUUGUGAAGACGACGAGGAAGAAGAAAAACAAUCGAUCAUUGAACCCAAUCGGCGAACUUCCAAUCUUAGCUCGAGAACGCCUUAUCAAAGGUUAUCCUCACAUGGAAUGAACUUCUAUGUUUUGCCAUCGACAGUUCCAUCUGAUCAUCGUCAUAGCUGGACAACAUUUGGCAGUGAUACAAUUGAAAGCAUUCGGACAUUAGAGAAUAGUUCUCUUGAUCAGGAAACCCUGUGUGAUAAUACUCCAUUUGCUAAUGAAAAUAUCAUACAUUCAAUGACACCAAUAAAACCAACAUUGAAUCAACUCGCGCGCACACAAUCUGAACGUUGUCACAAAAUUUACAAGCCACAUAUUUAUUUAACAAAAAGUUAUUCAUUCUCGACUAUUUAUACAACACCAAAAUCACUAACCCUCUCGCCGCAUACGCAACCAACGACGACUCAAUCUGAACUUUUUCAUCGAAAUUUGUCAAUAUUGAUCUUUGUGAUAUUAAUCAUCUCGUAUCUUUUAACAAAUACGUUUGAUAUUGUUCUUUUGUAUAUCUAUUAUCAUACAAAUUCGAUCUAUUUUCUCGUCUUCACAUUAACUAUUUCCAUGUGUGAUAUCAUUUUAUGGCUAAACAACUUGAUCGAUCGAAAGAAUUUAUCCACCCGUCUGUUGUUAAUCCCGUUUGUCUAUCGGUUUCAUCUACUGUAUGAAUUAGUCGAAUUCGUCUUGAUUGUCUGCAGUAAAACUAUGGUUGAUACUACACGAAUAUUUGAUUCCUCAUCCUCCCCAUCAUCAUCGACGACCACAACCUUAGAGACUAACGUAUCUCAAACAACUAAUUCAUCUCUUCUCUCUUCUAAUCAUCGACAACGACAGCAAUCGAUGAAACGACACAUUUUUCAAUAUUUAACAUUGUUCUAUGUACUUCAUUCAAGCUUUUUACUAUUGAUCAAUCUGUUUUUUUGGUCAAAUCAUUUUCAAUUAUCCACCCAGUCGACAUUGAAUAUGGAUUACUUUAUACCAAAAUGGUCGACAAUGCCAGACAUCGACUUAGUAUCAUCGACGUCAAUGAAUAUGAUCCCAGUGCAUUCGUCAAUGUCAUCGAUUUGGUCAAAACUUGAAGAACACGAUCGAAAACAUCUCAUCCGUCUGAAUUGGACCCGAUCUUUAUUUUAUGAUGACCUUCCACUGAACAUUCGUUUACCAUCUGCAUCAACAUUUGUUCUAAUUAGUAUUUGUUAUCAUCUAUUUUACAACUAUUCCUGUUUAUCCACCCUACUCGAUUUCAAACGAAAAUCUCUAUUGAUUCCAAUCUCCAUUCUUUCUCGAUGUACUUUGAUCGUUACACGUAUUUACACAUUUAUCUUUCUUUUUCAAUUGAAAGUCUGGUGGUUUCCAGUGACAUUUUGUAUUGUUCAUCUGUCGUUAAUGACGAUCCUUCUCAUCGAUCGAUCGAAACAGCAAGAUUCACAUCGGCAGAGAGUUUUUCUUCAAAUUGUGUUCUCGUUUCUUGCGCACACUUCAAUCAAUGAUAUCUCUGUAAAUGCGCUGGUCUCAUUGGAGAAUAUCUCAAUCUUUUUACAUCGUCUCUACUUGGAAACCUUCUCCUUACACAAUGAAACAACGUUACGAUUGAUCAUUAUUCUUUCGAUAAUGAUUGCCAUGCAAAUUCUGGGUUUUUUAUUUGAUAUUUUAUCGAAACAUAUGUGUUACCGAACAGAAUCAACCAAUGAAACAAUGACGAAAUUAUAG
Molecule: messenger RNA, 1881 nt
Organism: Adineta ricciae
Lineage: Eukaryota; Metazoa; Rotifera; Eurotatoria; Adinetida; Adinetidae
Source: the annotation of a GenBank genome assembly